Messenger RNA from Malassezia japonica, 10794 nucleotides. It is a transcript of the gene TRA1, whose product is annotated as transcription-associated protein 1. Gene Ontology annotation, biological process: DNA repair; regulation of DNA-templated transcription. The record is from RefSeq and is a predicted model, not a curated record. Gene Ontology annotation, molecular function: protein binding. The coding region runs from base 1 to 10794 and encodes 3597 amino acids. Gene Ontology annotation, cellular component: nucleus; NuA4 histone acetyltransferase complex; SAGA complex. Lineage: Eukaryota; Fungi; Basidiomycota; Malasseziomycetes; Malasseziales; Malasseziaceae. The transcript has a single exon.
AUGGUAGCUGAAGCCGCGCGGCCGGCGAAUCCGCCGGACCCCGCCGCGUUCGCGAAGCGGCUCGCGGAUACCUCGCUGGAUCUGCGGGCCAAGGCCGCGGUCGUCGCGGAAGUGCGCGAAAUGAUCGAAGUAUUUGUGAACGUCGACUACGCGCACUUUCUCAAUACGGUCCUGCCGGUCCAGAUGGACCUGCUGGAGAAUACGCCGUGUGCAUUUGUCUCGGAUGCGCCCGAGCAACGCCUGCGUCACGGCAUCAUCGAAACGAUCUACCGCUACCCCCAGCACGAAGCGGUACGGACGCACGCGGAGCGCUUGAUGCGGGUCAUGCUCCGCGCGGUCCAGGAGGACAACGAGGAGAACGCCACGGUCGCGUUCAAAGUUAUUAUUGACUUGCACCGCUCGUUCAAGGCCGUGCUGCAGCCCCAGGUGCAGCCGUUCCUCGAGCUCGUGCAGAAACUCUACUUGAAUAUGCGGACGGCCGUUGCGGAGGCGUUUGGCACCGAGCGCACCCCGGGCAAGGCUGCCUCGCCGCCGGCCGGCGAGUCGGCGAGCGACCUCUCGCUGAGCGAGACGUCCGGCGACGUGUCGACCGGCUCGCAGGCCGCGCCGCGCCCGCUCCUCAAAAGCUCGGCCUCGUUCAAGGUGCUCACCGAAUGCCCGAUCGCGAUUGUGCUCAUCUUCCAGACGUAUCGGAACGUGGUCAACUCGAGCAUCAACGUGUUUGUGCCACUGAUCUUUGAGCACUGCCUCAUGCUCCAGGCGCUGCCCCAGCAGCAGGCACACGAAGCGGCGCGCCAGCGGGGCGAAAUCUUUGUGGGCGUCGCUCCGGGCAUCAAGAAUCGGGGACUGUUUAACGAUAUGGUCACGGCACAGGUCAAGACCAUGUCGUUCCUCGCCUACGUGCUCCGCGGGAGCGCGCCGAUCGUGCGGCAGUACGUGCAGCUGCUGCCGGAAGUCAACGUCCGCCUCCUCAAGGACUGUCCCCCGGAGAAUGCCGUGACGCGCAAGGAGCUGCUCGUCGCCACGCGCCACAUUCUCUCGACCGACUUUCGCGAGCACUUUGUGGGGCAGAUUGACACGCUCCUCGACGAGCGGGUCUUGCUCGGCACCGGCGUCACGACGCGCGAGCUGCAGCGCCCGCUCGUCGUGAGCAUGCUCGCGGAUCUCAUGCACCACGUCCGCUCCAAGCUCACCACCGAGCAGAUCGUGCGUGUGAUCAACCUGCAUGCGCAGCUCUUGCACGACCCGACGCUCGCGCCGAGCAUCCAGACGAUGUGCGUCAAGCUCUUGCUGAAUCUGGUCGAGACGAUCGUGCUGAACCAUGCCGACCGCUCGGUGCCGAUGCUCCGGGGCAUCUUUGCGACGUUCCUCGCAAAGCUCCCGGAGCUCCACCGCCUCGGCCAGGAUCUGCAGGCGCUGCGCAAGAUGGGCUGCGGCGCGCCGGAGAGCGACGAGGAGCGCAAGACGCUCGUCAAGGAGGAGGAGGAGGACGAGGCGGCGCCGCCGGCGGACGCCGACUCGGACCGCGCCGCGAUGGACGCGGUGCGCAUCGAGCAGACCAAGGCGAUCCAGUCGGCAGUCGCAGUGCUAGAAAACGUGUCGGACCCGCUGAAGAAUGCGCGCUUCCUCUUCCGCAACCUGCUCUUUGGCUUCAAGACGCUGAUCACCGUGCUGAAGCACCGCAACGUCGCGGAGCCGGACGGGCAGGUGAUGGGCGAGGUGUUUGUCGGCGGUGUGCGCUGCUGCCUCUUGCAGUCGCACCGCGACGGGCGCGAGGAGAAGGACAUGAUUGAUCUCUUCACCAACAUCUUUAUCGAUCUGCAGCCCGAGACCUUCCACGAGGUCUUUUCGACGCACCUUCCUUUCCUCUUUGACGAGAUUUUGAAUGCCCCGGUGCUCUUGGGCAUUCCGCAAAAUUUGCUCUCGAACGAUGCCGUGUCGAAGCUCUUUGUCGAGAUCCUGCUCAAGUUCCUCGUGAGCCGCCUGGAAGACCUGGGCACGGACGACAAGAAGCACGCCUCGGUGCUCCUCCGCCUCUUCAAGAUGGCGUUCAUGGCCGUGACCAUCUUCCCGGAGGAGAACGAAGUGAUGCUCCAGCCGCAUCUCACGCACCUCAUCAUGCACUCGCUCAAGUGCGCGAGCAAGGCCGAGGAGCCGACCAACUAUUUCCUGCUCCUCCGCGCGCUCUUCCGCAGCAUCGGUGGCGGGCGCUUCGAGCUCUUGUACAAGGACGUGCUUCCGCUGCUCCCGGUACUCCUCGAGAAGCUCAACCUGCUCCUCGACGCCGCGGAGCCGUCGAAGCGCGAGGUGUUUGUCGACCUGUGCCUGACGGUGCCGGUGCGCCUCAGCGUUUUGCUGCCGUACCUCGACCAGCUCAUGCACCCGCUCGUCCUUGCGCUGCAGUCAUCCUCGGACCUCGUCAGCCAGGGCCUGCGCACGCUCGAGCUGUGCAUCGAUAACCUGACGCAAGAGUUCCUGGAUCCCAUCAUGCAGCCGUACAUCCAGGACAUUAUGGCUGCGCUCUGGACGCAUCUCAAGCCGCUGCCGCACAACCACCAGCACUCGCACACGACAAUGCGCAUCCUCGGCAAGCUCGGCGGACGGAACCGCCGCUUUUUGCAGCAGCCGCCGCAGCUGUCGUACCACGCCGAGGCCACGCCGACGAUCAUGCUCAACAUCAACGGCACAAAGCAGGAGCUUGCGCUUCUGCCAGUGAUCGACACGGCGAUGCGCAACAAGGAUCUGCACCGCGAGUCGUUCGACGUGCUGACCGCCGCCGCCGCAGUGCUCAUCCGCCAAGGCGCGACGGACAGCGAGCAGCGCCCGGUACUCCGCCGGGUGCUCGUCGGCAUCUUCCGCCUCGCAUCACACAAGGAGAUGUACGAGGACGUGAAGGCAUACCUGCUUGGUGCUUAUAUGCACGCGCUCCGGAGCGAGACGCACCGCGAGGUGCCGCUGCGCCAGGCUGCUGGGCAGCGCCACCUGCUGCCCCUUACGCUCGUGAUGCUCGAGGCGAUGGCGCGUGCGGUCGACGGCAUCGACAUGAAAGGCGCGACACCGCACAUUGAUAUCCUCCUCGCGAUCGUACGCAGCUUCCUGGACGCGUGCGACGCGGCGCCGAACGCACGCCCCGGCCUCGGGCCGACAAUCAUGCAUGCGCUUGCGUCCGCGUUCUGCUCGCUGUGCUACGAGCAGCACUGGCACCGCCGCCUCGGCGGCUGGAUCGGUAUCGACACGCUGAUCCGCAAGGCGGACCUCGGCGCGCCGUGGGUCGCCGACCAUCAGCUGGAGAUUGUGCGUGCGCUGCUGUACAUGCUCAAGGACAUGCCGAGCGAUCCUCCCAGCGAGAUUGCGCGGAUCAACGACACGCUCUACUAUGUCCUCGAGCAGGCCUACGGCGAGGCGCCCAAGGCACGUGGCGACGCCCAAGACGACGGCCGCCACCCCUACGGCGAACGUGCGUCGCACCUUCCUCUGCUGGUCGGCAUCCUGAUUCCCGAGCUGUCGUGCGCGAACGAGAUUGCGCGGCACACGACGCAGCACACGCUCGAGCUCCUGGCGCGCCUCAAGUCGUGCACGGUGACGGACCUGCUUGCGCCGCAGCGCGAUCGUCUCUUGCUGCCCAUCUUUACCAAGCCGCUGCGUGCGCUGCCGUUUGGUAUGCAGAUCGGGCACAUUGAUGCGAUCACGUACACGCUGCAGCUGCCGCAGCCGCUGCCCGAGUUCAACGAGGAGCUCUUCCGCGUGCUUACCGAGGCGCUUGCGUUGGCCGAUGCCGACGACCAGGCGCUGAUCGGGCGCACGACGCUCUACAAGAACGUCAUUGCGGUGACCAAGCUGCGUGUCGUUGCGAUCCGCUUGCUUGCCGCCGCGAUGCACUGUUCCGAGUUCCUCGCGCCGGAGCACGUCUCGAUGCGCAUGCGCAUCAUCAGCGUGUACUUCAAGUGCCUCUACUCGCAGUCGGAGGAGGUCGUGCAAGUCGCGUACGACAGCCUCAAGGCGACACUCGCGCAGCAGAGCAAGCUGCCCAAGGACCUCUUGCGCAGCGGUCUGCAGCCGAUCCUGAUGACGCUCGCGGACCGCAACCGCCUCACGACGGCAGGCCUCGACGGCCUGGCGCGCCUCUUGCAGCUGCUCACGAACUACUUCAAGGUGGAGAUCGGCAUGAAGCUCUUGGAUCACCUGACGAGUCUUGCGGAUCCCGCGAUGCUGCGUCGUGCCGCCGGCGGCUCGCUCGAGACGCACGAGCAGCUCAAGACGCUCGCGGCGAUCGUGCACGUCUUCCACCUGCUGCCGGACACGGCCUACCAGUUCCUGCCGCGGCUGCCGAUGUACGUCGCAGAGAUCGAGCUGCACUUGAAGCGUGUCGGUCCCACGCCGUUCACAGAAACGCUCGUGCUGUAUCUUGACCGCUUUGCGGAGCACUCGAUCCGCUUCUUCUUCGAGUCGGACCGCGUGUGCAACCCGAAGCUGUUCCGCCUGCUCAAGCUCGCGCUCGCCUCGCCCAAGGGCGGUGCACUGCGUACCGAGCUCAGCGAAAAGUACGAGCGCUACCUGAUGCCGCUCCUGGCGGACGCGGGCAACCUCGCCAAGGUGCUUGCCGCGCUCCACCUCCUCCAGCAGCUCGUCGCGCAUGACGACAAGUGGAUGGUGGCGCACCCCGCGGUGCCCGCGCGCCUUCUCGCGCUGUGGAACACGCCGGAGAUGUACGCGCAGCGCCGCGCCGAGGCCGACGUGCUGUACGCGCAAGGCGAGUCGACCUUUGUCUUCCUCGACCUCUUCCACGCGACGCUUCGGCACGAGGCGCAGCUCGAUACCUACUUUGCGCCCCUCGACCUGUACACCUUCCACCACACGCGCGACCUCACGCCGCACACGCGCUUUGUGUACGAGCACGUGUGCAUUCACGGCUCGCUCGAGCUGAAACGCGACGUGCUGCAGCGUGCGGUGCGUCUCUUGAGCGAUGCCUCGGUUCCGUUCGAGAUCAAGACGCAGGCGUUGCGGGUGGUGGUGAACCCGAUGCUCGUCGCGUCCUACUGGGAGGGCGCAGAAGGCGAGGCGGUGCUCACCACCGAGCUCGUGACGCUCGUCGCGAACGCGGUGUGGAAGCAGAUCCAGGUGCCGGCUGCCGCCGAGCUGUUUGCGGAUGACGCGCUGCGCAUCGAGCUCCUGCAGAUGUCGACGCACAUCCUCAAGCACGGCGCCGAGAUCCUCGCCGCGCAGGGCCAGAUGAAGCUCGACGCGAUCAAGUUCGGCUGGGCCUCGCUCUCCGCCGAGGACGUGACCGUGAAGCACUCGGCGUACUGCUUCAUUGCGCGUUUCCUGAGCGAGUUUGAGAGCCCGCUCAAGAUCAUCGGUCAGGUGUACAUUGGCCUCUUGCGGCUGCACCAGAACGACGGGCGGGGGCUCGUGCGCAAGGCGCUCGACGUGCUUGUGCCCGCGCUCCCGAAGCGCGUCCCGGCCAAGGCCGGCCAGGUGCCGCUGUGGGUCAAGUGGACGAAGCGCACGCUCCUCGACGAGGGGCACAAUGCGACGCAGCUCGGCGCGAUCCUGCACCUCCUCGUGCGCUACCACGACCUCUUCUUUGCGUCGCGCGAAAUGUUCGUGCCGCACAUUGUCACGUCGCUCGCCAAGCUGGGGCUGGCGAGCAGCGCAAGCAAUGAGUCGAAGAAGCUCGCGGUGGAGCUCGUGCAGCUCCUGUUCAAGUGGGACGCGUCCGAUGAGGUGAGCGAGUCGCCGCGCAAGCGCCAGCGCACCUCGGCCACGACGCACGCCGAAGUUACGUCGUACGCGAUGCCCGCGCACCUGCGCGACAUGACGGUCGGUUUCCUGGUGCGCUUCGUCUCGCUCUCCGUCGAGCCAUAUGCCAAGAACGAGGGCGCGCGCGACGCGUACAGCCUGCUCGAGCAGGCGUACAGCUCGCCGGCGUGGCGCUCGGUCCAGGUGCGCCUUGCGAUCCUGCAGCGGGCCUUAAUCCACACCGACGUCACCGAGCAGAACCUGGGGCCGAUUGCCAAUGCGCUCGCGACGCUCGAUGUGAUCUCACGCGAAAAGAGCGCGUCGUGGUUCCAGACGCACAUUGCGCAGCUGCACAAGCUCCUCGAAAAGUCGCUUGGCUCGGACAAGCCUGCGUUGCUCGACGCGGCGCGCCCGGUGCUGGAGCGCAUGUUUAGCGUGCUCCCGGCCGCGCCGCCGUCGGACGAGGAAAAGAGCGAGACGCCGAGCGACGAGCAGGCGGCCUUUUGCACGUUUGCAGAGGGCAUCAUCCAGGAGGGCUUCAAGAACGGCACGAACCUGUACAGCGUGCUUACCCUCCUCGCCGCAUGGUCGCACGACCGCAAGGACGUGCUUGACCGCUACCUCGCGCAGCUGAUCAAGCUUCUCACGAAGCUCACCAAGGAGCACCUCGGCGCGGCACUUGCGCCGGGCGCCACCUCCCCGGCGCCACCCGCGAACGGCGCGGACCCCACGCUGAAGCUGCUCCUGAUGGUACUCGAGCUGCUCAAGACACGCAUCUCGCACCUCGGCGACCAGCGCCGCUGGUUCCUGAGCGCCGUCGUGCAGCUCGUCGAAAAGUCGCCGUCGGUCGAGCUGGGGCGUUUCUUGCUCAACACGAUGCGCACCUGGGUCCUCGACGGAUCUGAGCCUUUCCCGACGGUCAAGGAAAAGGCUGGCAUCCUUAUCAAGAUGCUCUGCUUCGAGCAGCGCAGCGACCAGGCGCUCUUCCGCGACUUCCUCGACCUGAUUCUCGCGAUCUACAAGAGCCCGGCGCUGGUGCGCAGCGAGCUCACGGCGCGCCUCGAAAGCGCCUUCUUGCUCGGCUGCCGCCACCCCGACGCGCGUGUGCGUGGCGAGUUUAUCACCAUCUUUGACAAGACGCUCACGCGCUCGAUCUCUGCACGCCUCCUGCACCUGCUCGGCUACCAGAGCUGGGAGUGCCUUGCGGACCACUACUGGCUGCACCAGGUGCUUGACUUGCUCCUUGCCGCGAUCGAUGGCACGCAGCCGUUGAUCGCUGACAAGACCGACGAAGCGGCGGACGACGCCUUCCAGGCGCAGCUCGCCACCGGCACCGUGCAGGGUCUCCUUACCGCGCUGCGUACGCUGCAGUACAAUGAUGUGCAGGGCGCCAAUGGGCUCUGGGUUAGCCUGUUCCCCGGCAUCUGGCGCGCGACGCAGAAGCGGCACCAGGGCGACCUGAACCGCGCGCUGAUCGGCUGCAUGACGCGCGACUACAUGAUGCGCCAGGCGACCGCACGUCCGAACGUGGUGCAGUCGCUGCUGGACGGCGCGCUGCCUUGUGCGCCAAGCCUCGAGCUGCCGCCGCACGUUGUCAAGUACCUUGGCAAGACCUUCCAGGCGUGGUACACCUCUAUGGAGCUGCUCCAAGGGCAGCUCGCGACGCUGCGCAGCGACGAUGCCGUGCGCGAGGCGACGCAGGACGCAAUUGCGGAGGUCUACGCUGAGCUGUCCGAGGCCGACUACUUCUACGGCCUGUGGCGCCGGCGCUGCAUCUUCCCCGAGACGAAUGCGGCGCUUGCGUGCGAGCAAAAUGGCCUGUACGGCGACGCACAGAUGCUGUAUGAAGCUGCGCAAGUCAAGGGACGCACGAGCGGUCUUCCGCUCACCGAGGCCGAGUACAACCUCUGGGACGACCACUGGGUCCUUUCGGCGCUCGAGCUGCAGCAGUGGGAUAUCCUCACGGACCUCGCAACGCUCGAGGGCAACGAGGACCUGUCGCUCGAGUGUGCGUGGCGCCUGUCUGACUGGACGGCGGACCGCGAGUCGCUCGAGCGCUCGGUGGAGUCGCUGGCGGGCACAGGCACGCCGCGCCGCAAGGUCUUUGAGGCGUAUCUGUCGCUGCUCAAGUCGCAGGCCUCGCCGGACAAGCCCUCCGACUUUGGCCGCAUCUGCGACGAGGCAAUCCAGCUCACGCUGUACAAGUGGUACACGCUCCCGCCGCAUGUCUCGCAGGCCCACGUGCCGCUCCUCGAGAUCUUCCAGCAGUUUGUUGAGCUGCAAGAAGUGAGCACGGUCUUUGCGUCGCUCGCGCUUACGAAUGCCAGCAACUUGAACCACCGCAGCACGGAGCUCAAGACGCUGAUGCAGACUUGGCGCGAGCGUCUGCCGAACCUCUGGGACGACAUCAACGCGUGGAGCGACUUGGUCGCGUGGCGCCAGCACGUGUUCAGCUCGGUGAACAAGGCGUACCUCCCCUUGGUGCCGCUCAUCCAGCGCACCGAAGGGCCGGGCUCGAGUACCAACUCGUACGCCUACCGCGGCUACCACGAAACUGCGUGGAUCAUCAACCGGUUCGCGCAUGUCGCCCGCAAGCACGGCCUCGACGACGUGUGUAUCUCGUCUUUGACGAAGAUCUACACGCUGCCGAACAUUGAGAUCCAGGAAGCCUUCCUCAAACUCCGGGAACAGGCGCGGUGCCACUAUCACAACCCCAACGAGCUUACACAGGGGCUGAACGUGAUCAACAACACCAACCUGAUGUUCUUUGCCGCGGCGCAAAAGGCCGAGUUCUUCUCGUUGAAGGGCAUGUUCCUUAACAAGCUUGGCAUGAGCGACGAGGCGAACCAGGCGUUUGCGACGGCCAUCCAGAUGGACCUCAAUCUGCCCAAGUCGUGGACCGAGUGGGGCCGCUACAGCGACCGCCUCUUCCGCGAGAAGCCGACGGCGAUGCACCUGGCCGCGAACGCGAUCAGCUGUUACCUGCAGGCUGCCGGCCUGUACAAGAACGCCAAGUCGCGCAAGAUUCUUGUGCGCAUCCUCUGGCUGUUGCACUGUGACGACGGCACCGGCGCGCUGUGGCAGGCCUGUGACAACUUUAACGGAGAGACACCGAUCUGGUACUGGAUCACGUUUAUCCCGCAGUUGCUGCAGCUCCUUUCGCACAAGGAGGCGCGCUUCGUCCGCAAGCUGCUGAUGCAAAUCGCCAAGUCCUUCCCCCAGUCGCUGUACUACUACCUGCGCACGACCAAGGAGGAUUAUAUCCUGGCGAAGCGCAGCUCGGUCGCUGCCCAGCAGCGUGCGGCUGCGCGGCAGAAGCAGCAGGCGACCACUGAUGAGGGCCAGGACAAGGAGAAGCAGCCUGCCAAGGACGAGAGCCAAGACAAGUCCGAGGCGAAGACAGAUGAAGAGUCCAAGACGGACGAGAGCCAGAAGGAGGGUGCACAGCGCAACCCGUGGGACCACAUCGACGAGGUGCUCAAUAUCCUCAAGACGGCCUUCCCGCUCUUGGCGCUCACCAUGGAGAACAUGGCGGACCAGCUGCAGCAGCGCUUCAAGCCAAGCAACGAUGAAGACAUCUACCGCUUGACGAACGCGCUGCUGAACGAUGCACUCCAGCAGUACAUCCACCGCGCACCGCUCACGACCGACAAUGGCCAGCUGCCGCAGACCUCGCAAAUGAACGUGAAGCUCUUUGCCGAGAACCUGCCCCCGGGUCCGCUUAAGACUGCGUUUGAGAACGACUUUGUCCGGAGCAAACCGACGCUCCGCGAGUACGUUGCUCGUCUGCAGCGUUGGCGCGACCGCUACGAGGAGUCGCUCGACAAGCGGCCUAAGCGCCAGCAUCUCGAGCACUGCAGCCACUACCUUGUCGAGUUCCAGCACCAAAAGUUUGACGAAGUGGAGAUUCCGGGGCAGUACCUGCACCUGGAAGACAACAACUCCAACUUUGUGCGCAUCAACCGGUUCCUGCCCGAGUACGGCCUCUUGCGCUCAAAUGGUAUGUGCAACCGCAGGAUUACCAUCUUGAGCAACAAGGGCUCACUGUUCUCGUUCGCAGUGCAACUCCCUUCGGCGCGCUACUGCCGCCGCGAGGAGCGCAUCUUCCAGCUCUUGCGCCUACUUAACACGGUGCUUGAACGCAAGAUUCAGACUCGCAAGCGUGGCCUGGCCUUUAAUGUCCCGACUGCCGUGCCAAUCUCGCCCCAACUCCGCCUGCUGAACUACGACGAAUCGUUCAUCUCCAUGCAGGACAUUUACGAGCGCCACUGCAAAGAGAUCGGGAUCGGUAAGGACGACCCGAUCGUGGCUUGGGUGGAGAAGAUGCGCAGCACCUGGGACGGUGGCUCGCACAGUCGCACGAAUGUGGACUUUGCGAACUUGCGCAUGGAGCUCAUGGAGGAGAUCAGCGUCAAGAUGAUCUCGGACAAGAUCCUAACCAACUUCAUGACGCGCACCAUGUCGUCGCCUUCGGACUUGUGGCUGAUGCGCAAGCAGUUCACGCUGCAGAUGUCGGCCACCAUGUUCUUGACGUACAUCCUGUUCAUCAGCGCUCGCUUCCCUGGUCGCAUUCACAUCUCGCGCUCGAGCGGCGCGGUGAUCAUGUCCGAUGUUGUGCCUACGUUCAGUCCUACUGCGCCGCACUUCAAGUCGCCUGAUCCGACACCGUUCCGCUUGAGUCCCAACAUCCAGCACUUUAUUGGUGCGGUGGGUAUCGAGGGCAUUGUCACAAGCUCGUUCAUGGCGCUCGGUGGUGCACUGGCUCUGUCGGAGCACGGGCUCGAAGAUUAUCUGGGCAUCUUCGUCCGCGAUGAGCUCCAAUUCUGGUUCAGUGGCAUUCAGAGGCAGGCCCCUAAAAAUGUCGAGCCUUCCACUGAGUUGGUCAUGCAAAACGUCCUGGAAAUCGUCAAGCGCACUCGUUUGAUGUCUUGCAAGUAUGGUCAAGACAAGGCCUCGGCUACCCCUGUCAACCAGGCGGUCUUGGACUUGAUCAACUACGCAAGCCACCCGAGCAAGCUGGCCCUUCAGGACCCUACUUGGAUUCCUUGGUUGUAA